This is a messenger RNA of Balaenoptera ricei (Rice's whale), 1462 nucleotides long. Its product is annotated as axin interactor, dorsalization-associated protein-like. The record is from RefSeq and is a predicted model, not a curated record. Gene Ontology annotation, biological process: determination of ventral identity. Gene Ontology annotation, molecular function: phosphatidylinositol binding. Gene Ontology annotation, cellular component: membrane. NCBI's taxonomy places the organism in Eukaryota, Metazoa, Chordata, Mammalia, Artiodactyla, Balaenopteridae.
AUGUCGGAGGUGACCCGAAGUCUGCUGCAGCGCUGGGGUGCCAGCUUUAGGAGAGGCUCCAACUUCGACUCUUGGGGCCAGCUGGUGGAGGCGAUAGAGGAGUAUCAGAUAUUAGCAAGACACCUACAAAAAGAGGCCCAAGCUCAGCACAGUAAUUCUGAAUUCACCGAAGAACAAAAGAGAACCAUGGGCAAAAUGGCAACAUGUUUGGAAUUACGAAGUGCAGCUUUACAAUCCACACGGUCCCAAGAAGAAUUUAAACUGGAGGGUCUGAGGAAGCUAGAACCAAUCCUAAAGAAUAUUCUUACAUAUAAUAAAGAAUUCCCAUUUGAUGUUCAGCCUGUCCCCUUAAGAAGAAUUUUAGCACCUGGUGAAGAAGAGAAUUUGGAAUUUGAAGAAGAUGAAGAAGAGGGUGGUGCUAGAGCACGGUCUCCUGAUGCCUUUCCUGCUAGAGUUCCCCAUACUUUAUUACCAAGGUUGCCAUCAGAACAAGGAGUGACGUUACUCACUAUCAGAAUUGAGAAAAUUGGCCUGAAAGAUGCUGGGCAAUGCAUUGAUCCCUAUAUCACAGUUAGUGUAAAAGAUCUGAAUGGCAUAGAUGUAACUCCUGUGCAAGAUACUCUGGUGGCUUCAAGAGAAGAAGAUAUGUAUGUUCAUUUUAAUGUGGACAUGGAGCUCCAGAAGCAUGUUGAAAAAUUAACCAAAGGUGCAGCUAUUUUCUUUGAAUUCAAACACUACAAGCCUAAAAAAAGGUUUACCAGCACCAAGUGUUUUGCUUUCAUGGAGAUGGAUGAAAUUAAACCUGGGCCAAUUGUAAUAGAACUAUACAAGAAACCCACUGACUUUAAAAGAAAGAAAUUGCAAUUGCUGACCAAGAAACCACUUUAUCUUCAUCUGCAUCAAACUUUGCACAAGGAAUGAUCGUGACAUGAAUACCCUGGAACUUCUGUGAAUCUUACCACUCAGUAGAAACCAUCCUAGCUCUGUGUAGCCUAUUCACCUUUCAACAGGCAGGAAGCAAGCCGUACCCAGGCCAGCAGGCCAGAGUGAGUCCAUUACAAAGCUGUAGCACAGAAUUCAAAGUCCAGCACGUCACUGAUGUAAAAGACUCCUUUGGAUACAGGCUUAUUGUAGAUCUUGAAACGUUUUCACUUUUCUAUUAAUUGUGCAAUGAAUAGCCUCUUUUCUAAUUUGCCACUACCCCUGCCCUGCUUCCUGGAACGACACUGUUGUGGGUGGAAUGUGCUCACCUUCACACUUAAUACAGCAAUAAGAGUGUGCUAGAGUUUGCACACCUGUCCACUUCUGCUCCAACAUGCUCUUCAGUUUUUCGAGUUAAUGUCAGACUUUGGGUUGAUGUGGGUAGGAUAGUAUGAAACUGCCUCUGAGAGGAAUUGGACCAGUUAUGCUGCCCAAGGUCAGUCUGGAAAUUUAUAGGCUGCUCCUUGGAGACGGCCUUGAU